AUGGAUUACUAUCAGAUCAAGAGAACAGACACAACUUCAGGCAUUGUGGAAUGGGCAAUGGCAGAGUUACUAAAAAAGCCUAAAAUUUUGGCAAAAGCACAAGCUGAGCUCAAAGAAGUCAUUGGCAAUGAUGGAAUAGUGCAAGAAGCAGACAUCCCUAGGCUACCUUACUUACAAGCAGUUGUAAAAGAAAUCCUUCGGUUGCACCCAUCAGCACCAUUACUACUCCGCCAUAAAGCCGAAGCUAAUGUAGAAAUAAGUGGUUUCAUGGUGCCCAAGAAUGCACAAGUUCUUGUUAAUGUAUGGGCUAUUGGUCGAGACUCAAGCAUAUGGUUACACCCAGAUUCAUUUGUACCUGAAAGGUUCUUAGACCUUAAAGUUGAUAUGAGAGGCCAAGAUUUCGAGCUCAUUCCUUUUGGCGCGGGAAGGAGGAUGUGUCUAGGAAUACCGUUGGCGUAUCAGAUGGUGCACUUCACGUUGACUUCUCUUCUUCAUUCCUUUGAUUGGAAGCUUGGAGGCGGAAUGGAAUCAAAAGAUAUAGACAUGAGCGAGAAGUUUGGAAUUACUUUACGUAAGGCCAUACCUCUCAAGGCUAUUCCAAUUUCCAAUUAA
Molecule: messenger RNA, 612 nt
Organism: Camellia sinensis
Lineage: Eukaryota; Viridiplantae; Streptophyta; Magnoliopsida; Ericales; Theaceae
Source: RefSeq, a predicted model, not a curated record